This is a messenger RNA of Aureobasidium vineae, 1653 nucleotides long. NCBI's taxonomy places the organism in Eukaryota, Fungi, Ascomycota, Dothideomycetes, Dothideales, Saccotheciaceae. The record is from the annotation of a GenBank genome assembly.
AUGUCGAACAUGAACAAAGUGCUCGGGUUUGAACGCAUCAACGAACGCGUGAAAAGACCGAAUGCCCUCCUCAACUUCAUCAAGCCACUGGAAGGACCAGACAAAGCCUUAGCGCAAGACUUUCUCGAAAGAGUCGCCGCCAUCUGCUACCCGAUCAUGAAAGAGAACCACAUCGUUGUCAUGGCCCUUGAAGAGUAUCCACCCAAUCCCGAGUUCAUUGGCCGCAACUUCAACGCCGGAGAAGUAAUUCAGUUGGUCCUCAAGGCUCCUCACACCAAUCAAUGGCUACCUUUCAAACAUGUCCAAAUGGUCAUGAUGCACGAACUUGCACACUGCAAACAGAUGAACCACUCACGCGCAUUCUGGAAGGUCAGAAACGCUUAUGCCGAUGAGCUGAAGGUCCUCUGGGACAAAGCGUACACCGGCGAAGGGCUGUGGGGCAAAGGACAGUCUCUCAUCACAGGAAAUUACAUGACCAACCACAUGCCCGAGGCUGCCAAUGCACCGGCAAGCUUGUGUGGUGGCACAUUCAGAUCCUCGGGUGGUCGAAAGAGAAGGCGGAAAGAGGAUGUAUCCAAGAUCACCUAUGCUGAACGUCAGCAACGUCGGAUUGCAAAGAAGUUUGGUGUCAAUGGUGUCGCCUUGGGUGACGAUGAAGGUAUAAGAGCCAAGCUCGAGGCUGGCCAGAAGGGCGGGAAGCCUGCCGUCAAACCGAGAGUGGCAGGCAGCAAACGAGGAAGAGAACUCCGGGCUGCUGCAGCAUUGGCACGCUUCGAGAAUGUGAAGAGGGAGACUGUCAAGGCCGAGCCCAAACCAGAAACAAUCAGUGACGACGAUUACGAGACCGACUCUGACUACGAGUACACGACUUUCGAGAGGACUAUGAAUCCUGAAGAUGGCAACAUGGUCAGAGUCUGCGAGAACGAAAAUUCAGAGGAUAAAGAUGCGCAACGAGAAUUCGACGAGUUGCGCGAAAUUGACCAAGCCAUGCCGAAGCUACAAAUCAGAUUUUCCGCCCAGCCGUCCGCUAAAGGAAAAAACAGACAGACGAUUCCUUCGGACGAUGCUUCGACGGAGAGUGACGAUGACCAAGAUCUGGACGCGCCACGCAACUUCAUCAAACCACCGACCAGGACCCAGCCAAUCCCAGAUGACCUGUCUACAGACAGCGAAGAUGACAUACAAGACGGCACGUCCAUCGUUCAGGAGAGAAACAAGCAGAAAGAGACAAGUCUUCCCAAAAAGCCGUCACCACCGAAAAAGCAAUUCGAGCAAAACAGCAAGACGUCCAACCCGCAGCCAGUCGACAUUAAGGAUGACUCGACCGCGAGCGAAAACGAGACGACCAGCGCGCCAAAGGAGUCAUCAGUGCCGUCUUCACCAGCCACAAUUAUGGGCACCGAGCCAGGCACGACCAUCUCCUCGAGCAAGCCCAAAGAACGUCCACCACCAGUUCCUUCCUCUAGCUGUAAGAUCUGCUCGCUCGAGAAUGAACCCAGAGCAGCACUAUGUGCGGCUUGCUCCCAUGUGCUCAAUCCAGCCCUCAUGCCCAACUGCUGGAAGUGCACGAGCACGGGAUGUCAGAGUGUCGGAUACGUCAAUCCAGGCGACUAUGGUGUCUGUGGACUUUGUGGAUCGACGAAGCCGAGGUGA